AUGCACCGUGUUGGGGAUCCACACGUGGUAGAAAUUCACGUGCUCAAGCGCGGAAAGAACGGGCGUCGAGUAAAAAAACAUCAAGUUUCUUGUUGUCGCGUGGGGCCCCGAUUCUCCACUGAGGGAUUCGUCUACUUCUCGGACAUGAAUGGAAAUGUCGCGAGGUUCGACAUGUCCGAACGGAUUCUUGACGUGAGUUACAAGUGCUUUCGAUGGGGGCGUGUCCGAAAGGGUUAUAUAAGAGAGCACUACUUGUUCAAGGUGGAGGGGCUCGGCGAGCUUUUCGGGCCGUUUGCCUUCGUAGACGAGCGGAAAGUGAGAAGUUAUAGGCUCUUGGAGGAGUCGAUGAGUAAUGUUGUGUUCUACUAUUUGAGGGACGGGAAGUUUCAUUUGGACGACGGAAGAUACUCGUGCGAAGAUGCACUUUGCCUUACGAGAUGGAAUUUUGCCACGUGGACGAUGCCUGCACCGAUCAUCCUGACGAAUGACCUUAUUAUGACGAUGACGUGGAUUUGA
Messenger RNA from Striga hermonthica, 516 nucleotides. The record is from the annotation of a GenBank genome assembly. Lineage: Eukaryota; Viridiplantae; Streptophyta; Magnoliopsida; Lamiales; Orobanchaceae.